Messenger RNA from Cryptococcus deneoformans JEC21, 1760 nucleotides. RefSeq lists its product as hypothetical. The coding region runs from base 58 to 1080 and encodes 340 amino acids. The record is from RefSeq and is a predicted model, not a curated record. NCBI's taxonomy places the organism in Eukaryota, Fungi, Basidiomycota, Tremellomycetes, Tremellales, Cryptococcaceae. The transcript is spliced from 11 exons. Gene Ontology annotation, cellular component: endoplasmic reticulum membrane. Gene Ontology annotation, molecular function: protein-cysteine S-palmitoyltransferase activity.
UCUUUCUUUUCUAUUCUUUCCGAUCCCUAUCGUCAGAUUCUUGCUGCCCUGCCCGAGAUGGCCGCCAGAAAUUGGUCACGCGUAUGGGUAGGGGGAACCGUCAUCCUCAUCUCCUUCAUCGCGUUCUCCUCCCAAAUAUUUGUCAUCUGGCCAUGGUACGGCCGUGAGAUCAGCUUGGAUCUGCUCAAGCUCCUUGUCCCUCUCAAUUUGGCCGCAUUCAUGAUCUUCUGGAACUACCGUUUAUGUGUUAUAACGUCUCCUGGAAGUGUACCGGAAGGCUGGAGGCCGAAUAUUGGUGCGAUGGACGGUAUGGAAGUUAAAAAGGGCACACAUACACCCAGAUACUGCAAGAAUUGUGAACAUUACAAACCGCCAAGAGCACAUCAUUGCAGGCAGUGCAAAACAUGUUGGCUCAAACUUGAUCACCAUUGCCCUUGGAUUGGUAACUGUGUAGGCUUCUAUAACCAAGGACAUUUCAUUCGAUUUUUGCUUUGGGUGGACAUCGGCACGACGUUCCAUCUCAUUAUCAUGGUCAGGCGUGUACUUUAUAUUGCCGAGUACUACCAUCAGGAGCCCACACUCGCCGAUGUCUUGUUCCUUGUUUUCAACUUUGCUACCUGUGUCCCUGUCUGGUUAUGUGUCGGCAUGUUUUCCAUCUACCACGUAUAUCUUGCGUGCGGAAAUAGUACCACCAUUGAAGGUUGGGAGAAGGACAAAGUGGCUACCCUUAUUCGCAGAGGAAAAAUCAAAGAAGUCAAGUAUCCUUAUAAUAUUGGCAUCUACAAGAACAUCAAAUCGGUCCUCGGGCCCAACCCAUUUCUCUGGCUUUGGCCUCAAAAGAUGCAAGGCGAUGGGCUGUCGUUCCCCGUCAACCCUUCAGCAGGUGGUGAGUCAGCAACAGUCGAAUGGGCAGGUAUCGUGGCGCCACGGGAAGGGUCGUCUGCUCCUGGCGAAUAUGGGGCCGCCGAUCAGUGCGAAAGUGCUGGAAGCGGCAGUGGGACCAAUGGUCGCCCCGGAAUGGGGCAUGGCGAGGAAAGGGUGCGCCAUGGGCGAGCGAGAGUAGAGCAUUCGAUGGUGUAGAUGGCGUAAUAUCACACGACUCAGUAUUUUUGGCCUCCUCAAGAUCCUUCUAGACUCCCUAAUCCACCUCCCAUUCCUGCCCACGCCUCUCCAUUCGUUUAUGGCAACAAUGGGUUCAAUCCCAACCUGCAGCCUACAAACUCGCUUCGUGCUCGUCGGAGUAGCACGCCCCAUAUUGAUGAGGACGAGCAUUCACACGAACGAGACCAAUACCGUCAUUACUCUUCAGGCGAAGAACGUGAUAACGACUCCAUCUCCACUUCAAGCUCACCUAAGCCAUAUCUGUCUGAUUAUGAUCAUUAUGAUGAAGGGCCUAUGUAUCCCGGAGAAAGGAUGACUGCACUGAUUCCAAGGGUGAGAAGAGGAAGUGAAGGGUGGGAAGUAGCUCCUGGGGGUGGUUGGAAUGCCUAUUCUGGAAUGAUGGAUGAAGAAGUCGGGUGGGAUGACGAGGUUGGGUAUGAUGAAGCGCCUGGGGAAGGUCCGUAUGUCGAGAGACCGUGGGAGAUGAGAGGACGAUAUAACGUUUAUGAUACGGAGGAGGAAUCGGGAUACGCGCAUUGAUGAGGGGGCAUAUUGCAUUGAUUCAUGGUCAUGUGUAUGUAUGAUAUCUGUUGUCUGUGGAUUGUGACCACCUCUUGCUGGAAAGACAUCGGCGGAAACUCUAUCGAAAUAGAAGUCGU